AACUGCUCGCCUUAUAAAACGUACCACUCGCAAUUCAUUUGUUGACCUUAAAGCGGUUUCCGAUGAAAUUUAUAACGUUAUUAUAUGAAAAUGCAAAACCAACUAUUUCCUGUGAAAAAUUGCAAAUCAUCUUUCUCGUUUAUAAAUAUAUGUAUAUUUUAUUGUCGCUGUUAUUUGGUACCGUCGCCAAGUAAACGCGUCUUUUUGCGUCAUCAAAGGGCGACUGUUAUUCAGCCGUAAACAUCGGGCAGGAAGUCAGAGAGGCAUGGAAAAACACUCCAGCAGCUAUUUAAACCAUUUAAAAAUAUAUAUUUAGAUCGCACAGAGUUGUAUUUUGCACGUCCUUUUCUCGUGUUCAGCGUAUUGUUCUCACGCCACAAAACAAACAUUAAUUUUCGCGCUAAAGGUCGAGCAUAUUAAAUCCUAUAUUUAGGGUUGCAGACAUUUAAUACGCUCGUGACAUUCAGACGGCUGUUAAACGAGUCUAAUCGAAUGUAACAUGUAGUUAGUAUGUCGGAUUACAGUGUGAUGAGGGAAAACAUUUUGUAGCCGCUUUCGGGUCAAAUAAAGAUGGUGCUGUCUUUGGUGAACCUGUGCGCUCGGGAGGUGGUGAGCGACCACGGCUCUUCGCAGUAUUGGUUGAGCUGUGUGCCGCGGGAGCUCUACCGAGCGCUGCUAGACGCCGCCUUCACCCACUGCCGUCCUCUGGCCGUCGGCGAGCUCGUCCAGCGGUGGCCCGAGCGAAAACUGACCGUCGGAGGCAGCAGAAAAGCGGGCGAGUGCCCACCGAACCGCCUCUGCGUCCAGGCUCUGCUGCUGGCUGUGGUCAGGGGUCUGACGGACAAGAGGUGUUGCCUGCAGGUGCUGGAUCUCAGUGGCCUUCAGUGUGAAGAUGGGAGAGUUGAGGACUCGAUGGGUGGAUGGUCCCUCAGCGUUGCCCUUUGCUCAAUGGUGCUACAAGCUCGAUCUGCUGCCUCCAGGGCUCACAGGAGAGAUGGAGAAAGAGAGAGAAAAAGAGGGCUGGAAGCAGAACGUGACCGGGGCACAAUCAAGCGAGAUCGGGUCAAGGCAGGGUGCGGGAAUAGCGGCGAAGGGGGUCAGGGAGGACACAGAGUGGAGGAAGCAGAGAAGAUGGAGUGCAGAACUAAUGAACGCCGGUUUCCAGGAGAUGAGUCAGUAAAGGGUGUCAGGAGGAGGAUGGAGAUCCAGAGAAGGAAGACUUUAUCUGAAGGGAAAUCAAUCACCAGCAGUAAUAACAGUAGUUUAAGCGAUCAAGACUGGGAUGAGGUACUUAUGGUCCAUGUCAGGGCUGACCUUUUUGUCAAUUCCCGUUCCUGGGAGCGUGUCCGUGAUGCUCUUGGUCAACCGGGCCCGCUGCGGCUCCACUGCCGCUACCUCCGUGUGGAGGAACUCUCAGCGCCCUCCAUAGCUACUUUGUUGGGUCUCUUGCCUCAGCAGGAUCUCCUCGGUGUGGACAUCCGCUACUCCAGCCUUGGGGUGUCAGGCCUGGCUAUGCUACUUCCACUGCUGGCUCCAUUUCCUCAGCUGCACUCUCUGAGACUGCAUUACUGUAACCUGGACUUGCAGCGCACGCAGCCUGGCCAGCAGGGGGCACUUCAGGACAUGUCUAAAGGACUGGGUUCGCUGAAAAGAUUAAAGAGAUUAUGCCUGACUGCACUCCGACUGCCAGGACACCUGCGCCUGCUGCUCAGCUCUCUUUCCCAGCCUCUGGAGGUGCUAGAGCUGCCGUACCUGUGCCUGACCUCCACGGACCUGGCCUACCUCUCCUGCAGCCAGCAUGCUUCGUUUCUGAGAGAGCUUGACCUGAGUGAGAACUGGCUUGAUGAAUCGUCCCUGCCCUCUCUGCGCCGUCUCUUAGCUCAAGCCGAAAGCUCUCUGUGCCAGCUUUCACUUUGUGGUUGUGGCCUCUCAGACGCUCUCCUGGGUGUUCUUCUUCCCUCCCUGUCCUGCUGUCGGACUUUACGUAGCUUAAGACUGGCCUUAAACCCGCUCUCUAGAACGGGACUGCUUUCCCUGGCCCGUACAGCGGCAGGAAUCCCUUCUCUUCGUCUGCUGCUCUAUCCCAACCCACUAGAAGAGUAUGAGCCCGGGCUGCCGGCUCUCCCUUCCAGUGCUCAGCUGCUGGAUUGGCCUUUGCUGGAGGAGUCUGAGGGCCGGGACUUGACGCUGAGGUUACUAGAUGAGGUUCUGAACUUGAGAGGACGAUCCCGGGACCUUCUUGUGACCUCUGAUCUUCUAAACUAUAGCCCCGAUUUGACUGUGGAUGAUUAGGGGGUGAAUGUCCCAAAACUCACUCUUAAUAAGUGUGACAAUCAAAACUAUGCUUCAACUCAUCUUUUCAGAUUUUUUAACCACUCAUCGGGAAUUUACUUGUGGUUGCCAAGUUUUUUUUAGGAAUGGCAAACUUAUCUCAUACACAGUCAUAUAAAGUCUUGCUAGAGGAAACCUUUAUAUAGCAUUAUAUUGUAUGCAUCUUUUCAUAUGAAAUGAUUUGAUGUGUUUUUGUUUGCUGAGUUAUGUGUAAAUGGUUUUAUUGCCUUAAAUCAGACUGUAAUAGAGCAGUAUUUAUGGCAAGCGCCAACAAAAGGAACCAAGACGCCACUUAAAUUUUUUAAAACUAAACUUGUGUUGGCUUUUCUGCAUUUUCCAUGAAACCGAAGAAAUAACAGCCUAUAUUUUUU
This is a messenger RNA of Puntigrus tetrazona (Sumatra barb), 2702 nucleotides long. Its product is annotated as leucine-rich repeat-containing protein 14. NCBI's taxonomy places the organism in Eukaryota, Metazoa, Chordata, Actinopteri, Cypriniformes, Cyprinidae. The transcript is spliced from 4 exons. The record is from RefSeq and is a predicted model, not a curated record. Gene Ontology annotation, molecular function: protein binding. Bases 571 to 2292 code for a protein of 573 amino acids. Gene Ontology annotation, cellular component: cytoplasm.